Tarenaya hassleriana is the source of this 894-nucleotide messenger RNA. RefSeq lists its product as uncharacterized. Bases 122 to 679 code for a protein of 185 amino acids. Lineage: Eukaryota; Viridiplantae; Streptophyta; Magnoliopsida; Brassicales; Cleomaceae. The record is from RefSeq and is a predicted model, not a curated record. The transcript has a single exon.
ACAUAUACAUACAACCUUCUCAGACACCAGAACGAACAAAUCCUAACAAAGUCAAAUAUUUUGAGUUGUUAGUUCCAGUUUCCAACCCAAAACAAAAAGACAAGAUUUUUUUGGCGAAACCAUGAACGGAGCUACGCCGGAGCACGGUGGCUCGGCUGCGGAGAAGCGGCUGAGCAUGAGCUUCCUCGUGUCGCUCAUGGCGCUCUGCGCGAGGCACGCUAAGAAGAUAAAGCUCAAAACUCGGAAUCUCCGGCGAACCCACCUCGAUGUCUACCUGAAAAGCCCCAGAUUCGGCGGAGGCGGAGACGGCGGAGGAAAGUACGAGUGGUACACUCCGCCGCGGUCGCCGCUGAGAGGGAGGCCGAAGGAGUUGUUCACGAGCCUGAGCAACAAGGCGAUGACGAUGCUUCGCCGGAAAAAGCCAGGGCACGGUGGUGGAGCGACGGGGGAGAAGGCUUUUGUGGCGGAAGAAGCGGAGGAGUACGGUGUUUGGCAGAGGACGAUCUUGAUGGGGGACAAAUGUCAGCCGUUGGAUUUCUCCGGCGUGAUCUACUACGACAGUAACGGAAGGCAGAUAACGGAGUUGCCUCCCCGUUCGCCACGUGGCAGUCCUUUGCUCGAUUACCCAACCCGUUCUUUUGUUGUAUCACCGUUAAACCCGACGGUCUCCACCAACUGAAGGAGAGUUGUAUGACGUGUCGAUAGGUCAUUGGUCAAUCUUUUAGGAGACUCCGUGUGCCGUACUCGCGGGUCUUUUUUUUUAGAUAUACACCAAUACAAGUAUAUGUAUAAUUAAUAUUUUUCACGAACAAAAAGUUUCUGUUUCAAAUUAGAUCCAAAAGUCAACUACGAAAAUGGUUGUUGAUUAUAAUUAUUCAUUAGUCGGUGAGAAUG